GGCAGACGUGUUUUUUCCUGUUGGGGGUUUUUCUGUGUUUGUGUUUCUGUGAACUUUGAUCAGUUUCAAACAAGCAUGGCGUCCAUCAGCAGACAGACGAGCAGCGUCUUCUUCUUAAUCCUAACGGUUUUCCUCCCAGCAUGCACCGGGACAGGGGGAGCCUUCCUGCUCAGACAUGAGGCCAGUGGGUUCUUCCAUCGGACCCGUCGGGCCAACACGUUCCUGGAGGAGCUGAGGCAGGGGAACCUGGAGCGGGAAUGUUAUGAGGAGAAAUGUUCCUACGAGGAGGCCAGGGAGAUCAUUCCCCAUUCCCAGCAGCUGGAGAACUUCUGGAGAACAUACACAGUCGUGGACCCCUGCCUGUCGUCCCCCUGUAGCAACGGAGCGACCUGCACCCGGCACUUCCACACCUACGUCUGCAAAUGCGCUGCAGGUUUCCAUGGAUCCAAAUGCGACAAAGUACGUUCAACCUCCACCAGAUGUCGCCACAGAAACGGAGGCUGCGAGCAUUUCUGCAGAGUUAACCCGGAUCGCUCCAAAGUCUGCUUCUGCGCUCCUGGUUAUGGUCUGGAUCAGGACAACAGCACCUGUCUGCCUCAAGAUCCAGUCGUCUGUGGAAGACCGUUGGUGAAUUUUGCCCCGAGGGUAGUUAACGGACAGAUCUGCCCCAAAGGACACUGUCCCUGGCAGGCGGUGCUGUACGAACAUAGCCGGUUCACCUGUGGAGCCAUCGUCCUGUCCGACGUGUGGAUUCUAACCGCAGCUCACUGCGUCUGGAGGAAGCCGUCGGCCAUCUUCCACAUCGAUGUAGGGAAGCAUGACCUAAAGGCCACGGAGAAAACGGAACAGCGGCGGCGUGUGCUCAACAUCACGAUCCACCCCGACUACAACAGCUCCACCUCCGACAGCGACCUGGCCCUGCUAAAGCUUCACCGCCCAGUCAAGCUCGGCCGCUACGUCGUUCCAAUCUGCCUGCCUGCUCGGAACAGCACCUUCGCUUGGACGCUGUCCACCGUCCGCCACGCCACCGUCUCCGGAUGGGGUCGCCUGGUGGAGGCCGGUCCGACCGCUCGGUUCCUGCAGCGUCUGGUGCUGCCGAGGGUCCCGCUGCAGGAGUGCCGCCUCCACACCCAGCUCAACAUCACCAAAAACAUGUUCUGUGCAGGGUACAGGAAAGGCGGACAGGACGCCUGCGAAGGCGACAGCGGCGGCCCGCUGGUGAUGCGGUACAAGAAGACCUGGUUCCUGACGGGCGUGGUGAGCUGGGGCAACGGCUGCGCCAAGGAGAACAUGUACGGCGUUUACGCCAAGGUCAACAACUUCCUGGAUUGGAUGGAGUCUGUAAUGGCGACUGUCUUUCUGGAGCCACAGAAGGCCCAUGGCGUCCUGGUCCGGACCCGGCGCUACAACUCCGGCUGGUUUGAGGAGCUGAAAAUGGGAGAUCUAGAGCGGGAGUGUCUGGAGGAGACAUGUAGCUUUGAAGAGGCCAGAGAGGUGUUUGAACACACGGAGCUGACGAACGAGUUCUGGAAGAAAUACUCUGUCCCUGACAGCUGUAAGUCCAGUCCCUGUCAGAACGGCGGGACCUGCAUCCUGGACGGAGCGUCCUAUGCCUGCUUAUGUCUUCCUCAGUUCAGAGGACUCAACUGUGACCUCGAGCAGCAGCAGGAGUCUGACAGCUGUCUGCUGCAGAACGGAGGCUGUGAACAUUUCUGCCAUGAGGACGACUAUGGACGAAGACUAGCAUGUUCGUGCGCUGGAGGGUACCACCUGGAGGCUGACGGGCGGAGCUGCAUCUCAACAGAGCCGAUAGCGUGCGGCAUGAUUCCUGUCCUACGGGACGUGACCGGAAACAGCCAUCUGCUGAGGAUUGUGGGAGGGACGGAGUGUCCGAAGGGUGAAUGCCCCUGGCAGGUUUUGCUGAAGUAUAAAGGCGAAGGUUUCUGUGGAGGAGUGAUUUACGAACCAACAUGGAUCCUCACAGCCUCUCACUGCCUCACUGACACUGACCCACAGUUCCUGAAGGUGGUUGCAGGCGAACACGACACCAGGGUUAACGAGUCUACUGAGCAGGUCAUCCAAGUCGAGGAGAUCAUUAUGCACCAGAACUAUGUGAUGAGAACUGUUGACAACGAUAUCGCCCUCCUUCGCCUAGCGUCUCCGAUAGUUUACUCGCCAUACGCAGUCCCUAUCUGCCUGCCGACGCGAACACUGGCAGAACGUGAGCUCUGGGCGGUGGACCUGCACACAGUGAGCGGUUGGGGGAAGCGGAGCGAGAACGGGCCCAUCUCCGUCCUCCUCAGGCGUACCAAGGUGCCGCGCAUACGAAAGCAGACCUGUGUGGAGCAAAGCGGCGUGCCGCUCACCGAGAACAUGUUCUGUGCCGGAUACUUUGACGGUCGGAGUGACUCGUGUAAAGGCGACAGCGGCGGUCCACUGGUGACCAAGUAUAAGAAAACAUAUUUCCUGCUGGGGAUCGUGAGCUGGGGGAAGGGCUGCGCCCGACCAGGCAACUACGGCAUCUACACUCGAGUGUCCAACUACCUGGAGUGGAUCCACAACCAAACAGCAACACCGGCUCAGAGGGAAAUCCCCACGGAGACGGUCCCCGGCUCUGCUACUGUUACUCUACAAUAACUUUCCCAGAAUUAAACACAUUAUUUACUCAUUAUAAA
Molecule: messenger RNA, 2675 nt
Organism: Cyprinodon tularosa
Lineage: Eukaryota; Metazoa; Chordata; Actinopteri; Cyprinodontiformes; Cyprinodontidae
Gene: f7
Product: coagulation factor VII
Exons: 15
Coding region: 76-2637 (853 amino acids)
Biological process (GO): proteolysis
Cellular component (GO): extracellular region
Molecular function (GO): serine-type endopeptidase activity; calcium ion binding
Source: RefSeq, a predicted model, not a curated record